CUCCCCGAUCGGCGGCCGGCCACGAUCGGUUAGAUGUAUAAAUAACGCAAAGCCGAGGCAAGACGCUAAAGUUUUCGCGUGGUGCUCCAUCAUGACACGCCGGGCUUCUCUCAUUCAAGUAUUUGUCUACGUGACGCUCGCCGUCGCGAUUGUUGCGGCCAACCAAGAGGCGUGCGACAAGACGAAAUGCCCGGGCCCGUUGAUGUAUUACGAUGCUCUCGGCUGUAAGCCGGUAUACGACAAGGAGGGCGACUGUUGCGCCACGAAAUACGACUGCGAUCACCUGAAAGAGAGAGCCACGGACAAAUGUCACGUCAACGGCAAGGAAUACGCGAUUGGCGAAAAGCUCAAGGACGAGGACGCGAACCCCUGCGACAAAGGAUGCGUCUGCAGGAUGGGCUACGACGGAGAUGCCGCGUUCACGUGCGCCGUCAUCGAUUGUUUCUCCGUUCCCCACCCUGGCUGCUACAGACGAAAGUCGCCGUUGGAUUGUUGCCCCGGAGAAACGAUCUGCCCCGAAAAACCAGAAGACAGAGCUACUUGUAUCGUGAACGGAAAAACGUACAGGGACGGCGAGUAUUUCGAGGUGGAGGAUGACCCGGAACUGAACUGCAUCUGCCAACCAGGAUACGAGGGUAAAAACGUCGAGCCCUUCUGCGCCAGGCCGAAACGUCCGUAUUGUAGCCCUGACUUCUACGACACUUACAACAUUCGUCAGCACUGCGCACCGGUUUACUACAGCAAUCAAUCGCCCCAGACCGACUGUUAUCUGAGCACGAGAUGCCAGAACGCUAACGACACCGUCAUUCACAAUCACGACGACUUGAAGUCCGCGGAAACGCCGGACGAAGAGAACGUGUGUCAGUUUGGCAACCUGAAGAUGCAUCUCGGCGACGAGCUGAAUCAAGCCACUGACUACAGUUCUGUGUGCGUCAAGUGCGUUUGCGAGGUGCCGCCUACACCAACCUGCCAGCGUUUGCCGGACAAGGAGUGCGACGUCACGAAACACCCACCCUUCCAGCACUAACUACUUCGAAUUCUGUGAUACCGUCAAAUUACCUUUAUUCUACGGCUCAUUUUUCGUAAUAAAAAUAUCGACGUUUACCGCUUUGUACUUUGCUCGCAUGAUGAAAAUGCGGAAAUGAGUGUUUCACCGCCUAUCUUACGUGACAACAUCGAUGAACGACCGAAACAAAACAAUGGGAAGAGAAAGAAAAAGAAAGAGAGGGAGAGAGAGAGAGUGCAAUUACAUGAUCUUCCAUAACUUGAUGUGCGCAAAGCCUGACAUUUAUUUUCUUAAUCAUAAUUUUUGACGUUAAUCAAUUCCACGAUUGAUUAAUUAAGUUCUGUAAAGUGACUCAUCUUCUCUUUCUUUGCCUCGACUUUUCCACGGUUACUGGUCUUUUCAUGCGAUAUUCAUCAUCUGAAACUUUAUUAAGUGAUGUACGGCAUAUAAAAUGCAUCCGAGUGAUUAUA
This is a messenger RNA of Odontomachus brunneus, 1476 nucleotides long. RefSeq names its product kielin/chordin-like protein. The record is from RefSeq and is a predicted model, not a curated record. The transcript is spliced from 7 exons. The coding region runs from base 92 to 1027 and encodes 311 amino acids. NCBI's taxonomy places the organism in Eukaryota, Metazoa, Arthropoda, Insecta, Hymenoptera, Formicidae.